Messenger RNA from Ananas comosus (pineapple), 2322 nucleotides. RefSeq names its product subtilisin-like protease SBT3.9. NCBI's taxonomy places the organism in Eukaryota, Viridiplantae, Streptophyta, Magnoliopsida, Poales, Bromeliaceae. The record is from RefSeq and is a predicted model, not a curated record. The transcript has 10 exons. Gene Ontology annotation, biological process: proteolysis. Gene Ontology annotation, molecular function: serine-type endopeptidase activity. The coding region runs from base 4 to 1803 and encodes 599 amino acids.
CGCAUGCUAUUACUAACAUUUAUAUCAUUCCAUUGCUUUAUUUUAGCGCCGAUCGGAGUUGAUGCAUCGAGCAAACUAUACAUUGUGUACAUGGGAGAGAAGAAACACAAAGAUCCAAACCAUGAAACUGCAUCUCACCAUAACAUCCUAACUUCUCUUCUUGGAAGCAAGGAAGAAGCCUUGAAUUCAAUUGUGUAUAGCUACAAACAUGGAUUUUCCGGCUUUGCAGCAAUGCUCACAGAUUCUCAAGCAGAAGAACUUGCAGAGUUGCCCGAGGUGAUCACGGUAAAACCGAACCGAAUCUAUCGGGCACACACGACUCGCAGUUGGGACUUCCUCGGGCUAGAUUACAACCAACCCACAGGACUACUCCAAAAGGCGAAGUACGGAGAAGAUGUUGUUAUUGGAGUUGUUGAUUCAUGCGUAUGGCCGGAGUCAAAGAGCUUCGACGAUAGUGGCUACGGCCCGAUCCCCUCCAGGUGGAGAGGCAAAUGCGAAGAAGGGGAGGCAUUUGGUGCUAACAAUUGCAGUCGAAAGAUAAUCGGAGCUCGAUACUACACGGGGGGAGUUUCUCAAGCUGAUCUUAAAGGAGACUUCAUGUCCCCUCGGGAUUUCGGCAAUCACGGAACACACACAGCCUCUACUGCAGCAGGAGGACUAAUUUACAAUGCAAGCUUUCAUAACUUAGCCACUGGGAAUGCGAGAGGGGGCGCCCCGCGAGCGCGGUUGGCCAUAUACAAGGCAUGCUGGGGGCGCCGGAUAGCUUGCGGGGGAGCCGCCCUUCUAGCGGCGAUCGACGAUGCUAUAAAUGACGGAGUGGACAUCUUAUCCUUGUCACUCGGAGGGCCCGAGGAAAUUCCCGGCACUCUGCAUGCUGUGGCCAAGGGGAUAACUGUUGUUUUUUCUGCGGGGAACGACGGGCCCGCCCCUCAGACAAUCAAGAACUCGGUCCCCUGGGUAAUUACGGUGGCAGCGAGCACCAUCGAUCGGUCUUUUCCGACUGUGAUCACGCUAGGAAGCAAUCAGAGAUUGGUGGGUCAAUCGAUCUUCUAUGAGAUCCAGCAAAACAGCAACUUUACGGGGCUAGUUGAUGGAUACAGUUGUGAUGCAGAUUCAUUGAAUGGAACCAAUAUUUCCGGAGAGAUUGUGUUAUGCUAUGCUCCUGAUUUAGCGGCCUCGACAUUGCCGAGGCAGAGUUUGCCGAGCGCGGUCUCAAACGUGAUAAGCGCAGGCGGAGGUGGCCUUAUUUUCGCGCAGUACACUGUAAACAUCCUUGAGAACCUUUAUCAGUGCCAGGGCAUCCCUUGUGUUCUAGUAGACUUCGAGAUCGCAAACAAAAUUGCCAAUUAUAUGAGCACUACAAGUAAUCCAGUGGUGAAGGUCUCACCGACAAGUAAUGUUAUUGGAAUGGAAGUAUUGGCUCCAAAGAUAGCGGCAUUCUCAUCGAGAGGGCCGAGUGUCGCAUUUCCGGGCGUACUUAAGCCUGAUGUUGCAGCACCAGGUGUUAGCAUCUUGGCAGCAAGGAGAAACUCAUAUUUCUUCGACUCGGGAACGUCAAUGGCGUGCCCGCACGUUUCAGCCGUUGCCGCACUGCUCAAAUCACUGCAUCCUGAUUGGUCCCCGGCCGCCAUAAAAUCUGCCAUAGUAACCACAGCCUCGGUUCGCGAUGGCUACGGUAUACCAAUCGAGGCCGAAGGGACUUCAAGGAAGCUCGCCGACCCUUUCGACUUUGGCGGCGGACACAUCAACCCAAACCGAGCUGCUGAUCCAGGCCUUGUUUACGACAUCGACCCAAAGGACUAGAUUAGGUUCUUUAACUGCACUCUCGGGCCAUCUGAUCUGUGUGACUCAUCAACUGGGCCAUUAUAUGAGUUGAACCUUCCUUCGAUUGCAAUUGCUGAUCUCAAGACGACAGUGACGAUUUCGAGGACAGUUACGAGUGUGGGGCCCGCAAACGGGGUUUACAAGGCGGUCGUGGAGCCUCCAGCAGGUGUUCAGGUGGUCGUCGAGCCUUCGACACUUGCAUUUGAUGGUAAGGCGAAGAUUCAAAGCUUUAAGGUGACAUUCACCGCGACUCGAAGGGUGCAGGGAGAUUAUACAUUUGGGAGUUUAGUAUGGUCGGAUGGCGCGGAUCACUCGGUGAGAAUCCCCAUUGCGGUUAGAACAGUUAUUGAAGAAUUCUAUGCUGAUACCUCAUGAGUUUGUAAGUGUGUGAUUGAUUAAUUAAGUGUGUAUUAUGAAGUCUAGGUUCUUCAUACUUUUGAUGACCAAAAAGUGAAGAAGUGCCAAUAAGCAAAAAGCUAUAUUAUGUGCUCAAAAAAA